This is a messenger RNA of Perkinsus marinus ATCC 50983, 1494 nucleotides long. RefSeq names its product gaf domain protein, putative. Gene Ontology annotation, cellular component: mitochondrion. The coding region runs from base 1 to 1494 and encodes 497 amino acids. Gene Ontology annotation, molecular function: protein binding. Lineage: Eukaryota; Perkinsozoa; Perkinsida; Perkinsidae. The record is from RefSeq and is a predicted model, not a curated record. The transcript is spliced from 14 exons.
AUGCUCAUCUUCGGCGAGCAAAUAGAUAACUCCCUAUGCGUGGUCAUGGGAUUCAGCACUCUAGCUGCUGCGGGCCUAGGCAACGCCUUUUCUGACCUCGCCGGUGUUUUUGCCGGCUCUCAUAUAGAGCAUCAAGCUGAGCUGCGUGGUAUCAAGGUGCCACAAGUAUCCCUCCAAACACAGAGGAGUCGGAAGUUCAAAAUGGCUAAGAGCUUCGGGCAGGCCGCAGGGCUCUUCUUCGGGUGUCUUAUCGGGAUGGCACCCCUACUAUGGUUGGACCCGCUCAAGGCUGAGCGCACUCGUUUACAGAAUAAACGGCGAGAGAUAUUCAAUGAAACCAUUGGUGAAUUGUGUAAGAUUCUUGGAGCUAAAAGUGGGGUGUUGAUGCUGGUGGACAAGGAGAAGAAUGAGCUUUUCAGCGAGACGGGUGACUCUAAGGGUGUUUUCAGGUCACCGAUUGAUGCGGAUAAAGCAGGCAUCAUGGGAUAUGUCGCUGCUACUGGGCAGAUGGUCAAUAUCGAGGAUGUCUCCAAGACUGAUUUUUAUGACAAAACAAGGCAUGAUAAUUAUCAUGGUCAUGGCUUUGAGGCUGGUGCCGUUAUAUGCAUGCCCAUCUUUGACUCCUUAGGGAACGUAUUAGGGGUCGUAGAACUGGCGAAGUCUCGUCACUCUGGUAGAACAUUCAGUGAGAAGGAUGAAGAUCUGCUAGCUGCAAUGUCCUCGCAUAUUGCUACUUAUUUACGCGGCGAGGAUGCUCCUCAAGGCUUCAGAGCUGUUUUGCAUGCCUGUUCCUCCAACAUGCUUGUCAAGUCUUCUCGAGUUCUCCUUUCGCAACAACAAAGGGAGGAAAGGCUCUUCGCUGAUGUGAUGCAAGAAGUGAAGAGGAUCAUGAAAGCUGAGGCGGCCAUGUUGAUGCUCAUGGACGACUCCUCCUCCCCUGAUGAGCCACCAGUACUUUACACUAAGUACUGUGAAGGGAUUGAUAUCAGCGAGACGACGCCUAUUGACACGGGCAUCAUGGGUUAUGUUGCUCGAACAGGGAAGCCAUUCAUUGCUGAUGAUGUGAGAGAAGCCGGUGAUUUGUACGAUCCUCAACGUCAUGAGAACUACAGAGGCACUGGCAAGCCGGUCCGAUCUGUCAUGUGUAUCCCGAUAUUCGAUACACGGAGGAGGGUUAUUGGCGUAAUUGAAGUUAUCAAUAAGAAAUCACAGCGGGGCGACUUGGACUUUUUCACGGAGCGAGAUAAGGAUAUUCUCGGUAACAUAGCCAAUCAUGUUGCAUUGAAUGUUGAAGGUACAGGAUCUAGUUUGAGGAAGGUGCUUCGUAUGGUCCGGGAACAGAGCAACACUACAGCGCAGAUCGUGCGCUCUGCAUCAUCAUCACUCAGGCCGAUUCAGCUAGAUCCCGACCAGUCGAGAUCACAACCUAACCUAGUCGUGAAGGUGGCACGCGGCACCCAGACGACAUCUACCACGGAGCACAAGCCUGUCUAG